Alternaria metachromatica is the source of this 1602-nucleotide messenger RNA. RefSeq lists its product as uncharacterized. NCBI's taxonomy places the organism in Eukaryota, Fungi, Ascomycota, Dothideomycetes, Pleosporales, Pleosporaceae. The coding region runs from base 1 to 1602 and encodes 533 amino acids. Gene Ontology annotation, cellular component: mitochondrion. Gene Ontology annotation, molecular function: zinc ion binding; oxidoreductase activity. The record is from RefSeq and is a predicted model, not a curated record. The transcript is spliced from 4 exons.
AUGACGCCCGUCGCCGACACAGAAAUUCCAACAAUCGUAGGUGUCGCCAAGUGGACCUUUGACUGCGCUGCGUUACUUCUCGACGUUCACAACGCUAUGGUGGAACUCGAGGACAAAGACGACGCUAUCAAAUAUGCCACAAUCCUCAGAUUUGAUGGCGAAAUGCGUACUUUGUGUACGGAGAAGCUGCCAAAAUAUCUUCUUCCUCGGUCACUCAGCGACGGCAGUAUGUCUCAGGACCCUGAACUCGACAAGAUGCUUGUGCUCGACGCACUGAGCAGCGGCCUCAACAUAUCCAUGACAGAGCUCCUCAGCAUCCUCGGUCGACAAGCCCCGAUCUCAAACCUUCUUCUCGGACCCGUCAUCAGACCACAGCAAAUCCCCAUGACGGCGGCAUCUCAUCCCGAACCGAGCACGCUUCUACAACAGAAGGCGCCGGCGACGACGGGGGGACAGCACCUGUUGAAGGAGUUCCACAUUGUAUACUGGACCGCUUUGGGUCUCGUCACCCUCAUCGCUAUAGCGGCUAUCUGGACGAAAGCUCACAUGGCGGCGCAAAAGGGUCGGAAGUCGUUCGAGGCCAAGAAACCUAUGUCGGACAACGUGACAGACCUCAAACCUUCCACCAUCCCAAAUCCAUUCUCAAAAUCGUCGCAAGAUAUUCACAUCAAAAUCACCCACGCAGCCGUAACACACGUCGACCUCCUCUACGCCCAAGGCCUGCACCAAAACAACCGCAGACACGUCCAACCGCCCUUCAUCCUAGGCACAGAAUACGCCGGCAUAAUAACCAAUAGCCCCCCUUCCUCUUCCUUCCCGCCCGGCACCCGCGUCUUCGGCGGCGGCCUAGGCGCCUACGCAGAGCAAAUAUGCGUCUCUGAACCCUCUGUCCGCCGCGUCCCCUCGCAAUGGACGAACGCUGAAGCCUGCGCCGUUGGCGCAAGCGGUGCUGUCAGUUACGGCGCUUUGAUAUCAGUUGCGCUUCUCAAAGCCGGAGAAACCGUUCUCGUGCUCGGUGCGAGUGGCGGGUUGGGUGUCAUGGCUGUGCAGAUUGCCAAGGCGGUUGGGGCGAGGGUUGUUGCUGUUGUGGGGAGUGAGGAAAAGGCUGAGGUUGUGAAGAGUGUUGGGGCGGAUGAGGUUGUUGAUUAUGGACAGGAGGGGUGGGAAGCGAGGGUUAAGGCGUUGGGGAAUGGUGGGGAGGGGGUCGAUGUCGUGUAUGAUGGCAUUGGGGCUGUGGAGAGUGGGAUUAGGUGUUUGAGGUAUCGGGGGAGGUUGGUGGUUGUCGGGUUUGCGGCAAGAGGAGGAAAGAUGGAGAACCUGAAGGUCAACAAGAUUCUGCUCAAGGGGGUUGCGGUGUUUGGUUAUCGGUUUGGAGAAGAUGGGAGAAGAGAUCCGCAACGGACUCAAGAUGUGUGGGACGGGUUCAUGAAGUUGGUCGAGGAUGGUAAGAUUCGGCCUGUCAUAUACAAGGAGGAUUACUGGGGGUUGGAGGCGGUUAGUAGAGCGCUGGAGGAUGUAAGGGAGCGGAAAGCUUGGGGAAGGGCUGUGAUAAGGGUAUGCGAAGUAGAAGAGGAUAAGACGGAGCAGAAGGCAAGGUUAUGA